AUGGCUGAUUAUACAGAUCAGGUAGAGAGGGAUAUUAAAGAUGCAAUUGAUAGGAAAGAUGAACAUCAGCUGAGAUUGAUCCUCCAGAGAACUUCCAAGUGCCAUAAAAACACACUUGUCUGGGCAUUAAGGAAAAAUAAGAAUCUUAGUAAAGAGACAUUAGACUUAUUGAUAGAAAAAGGGGCAGAUGUUAAUGCUUUUGACAAUGAUUGGACUGCAUUGAUGCAUGCUUGUGAUACUGGCUCUCUGGAAUAUACACAGUGGUUAACAGAGCGUGGAGCAGAUGUCAAUGCUAAGGACAAUUCUUAUGGUUGGACUGCAUUGAUGCAUGCUUGUAAGUCUGGCUCUCUGGAAUGUACAAAGUGGUUAACAGAGCAUGGUGCAGAUGUCAAUGCUAAGGACAAUAAUGGUUUGACUGCAUUGAUGUCUACUUGUAAGUCUGGCUCUCUGGAAUGUACACAGUGGUUAACAGAGCAUGGAGCAGAUGUCAAUGCUAAGGACAAUAAUGGUUGGUCUGCAUUGAUGCAUGCUUGUGAGUCUGGCUCACUGAAAUGUACUCAGUGGUUAACAGAGCAUGGAGCAGUUGUCAAUGUCAAACAGAAAGAUGGUAAAACUGAACUGAUGAUUGCAAUUGAGAAGAGGUCUCUUGAAUGGAUAAAGAUGUUCACAGACCAUGGAGCAGAUGUAAAUACCAUAAGCACUGAUGGUCAAACUGCACUGAUGCGUGCUUGUAUGGAUGGAUCUCUAGAAUUUACAAAGUUUUUAACUGAUCAUGAUUCAGAUGUCAAGGCCAAGGACUAUAAUGGUCGAACUGCAUUAAUGUUUGCUUGCAAGUCUGGCUCUCUGGAAUGUACAAAGUUAUUAACACAGCACGGUGCAGAUGUCAAUGAAAUGAACAAUGAUGGUUGGACUGCAUUGAUGUUUGCCUGUGAAUCUAGAUCUCUGAAAUGUACACAGUGGUUAACAGAGGUUGGUGCAGAUAUCAAUGCUAGGAACAAGUAUGGUUGGUCUGCUUUGAUGUAUUCUUCUAAGAAUGGGUCUCUGGAAUGCACAAAGUGGUUAAAAGAUCAUGGUGCAGAUGUCAAUGAUAGGAACAAGCAUGAUAGGUCUGCAUUGAUGUACGCUAGUAAGUCUGGCUCUCUGGAAUUAACUCAGUGGUUAGCGGAAAAUUGUGCUGAUGUCAAUGCUAGGGACAAUAAAGGUUUGACUGCAUUGAUGUAUGCUUGUAAGUCUAGCUCUCUGGAAUGUACACAGUGGUUAACAGAGCAUGGAGCAGAUGUCAAUGCUAGGAACUAUAAUGGUUGGACUGCAUUGAUGUAUGCUUGUAAGUCUGGCUCUCUGGAAUAUACAAAAUGGUUCACAGAGCAUGGUGCAGAUGUCAAUGCUAAGGACAAUAAUGGUUGGACUGCAUUGAUGUAUGCUUGUAGGUCUGGCUCUCUGGAAUGUACAAAGUGGUUAACAGAGUAUGGUGCAGAUGUCAAUGCUAGGAGCACUUAUGGUUGGACUGCAUUGAUGUCUGCUUGUAAGUCUGGCUCUCUGGAAUGUAAACAGUGGUUAACAGAGCAUGGUGCAGAUGUCAAUGCUAAGGAUAAUAAUGGUUGGACUGCAUUGAUGUAUACCUGUGAGUCUGGCUCUCUUAAAUGUACACAGUGGUUAACAGAGCAUGGUGCAGAUGUCAAGGUCAAACACAAAGAUGGCAAAACUGAACUAAUGAUUGCUAUUGAAAGGAGGUCUCUGGAAUGGUUAAAGAUGUUCACAGACCAUGGUGCAGAUGUCAAUACCAGAAGCACUGAUGGUAUAACUGCAUUGAUGCGUGCUUGUGAGUCUGGCUCUCUUGAAUAUACACAGUGGUUAACAGAGCGUGGAGCAGAUGUCAAUGCUAAGGACAGUUCUUAUGGUUGGACUGCAUUGAUGCAUGCUUGUAGGUCUGGCUCUCUGGAAUGUACAAAGUGGUUAACAGAGCAUGGUGCAGAUGUCAAUGCUAAAGACAAUAAUGGUUUGACUGCAUUGAUGUAUGCUUGUAAGUCUGGCUCUCUUGAAUGUACAAAAUGGUUAACAGAGCAUGGUGCAGAUAUCAAUGCUAAGGACAAUAAUGGUUGUACUGCAUUGAUGUAUGCUUGUAAGUCUGACUCUCUGGAAUGUACACAGUGGUUAACAGAGCAUGGAGCAGAUGUCAAUGUCAAACACAAAGAUGGCAAAACUGAACUGAUGAUUGCUAUUGUGAAGAAGAGGUCUCUGGAAUGGAUAAAGAUGUUCACAGACCAUGGUGCAGAUGUCAAUACCAGAAGCACUGAUGGUAAAACUGCAUUAAUGCGCGCUUGUGAGUCUGGCUCUCUGGAAUAUACACAGUGUUUAACAGAGCAUGGAGCAGAUGUCAAUGUCAAACACAAAGACGGUAAAACUGAACUGAUGAUUGCUAUUGAGGAGAAGAGGUCUCUGGAAUUGAUAAAGAUGUUGACAGACCAUGGUGCAGAUGUAAAUACCAGAAGCACUGAUGGUAAAACUGCAUUGAUGCGUGCUUGUGAGUCUGGCUCUCUGGAAUAUACACAGUGGUUAACAGAGCAUGGAGCAGAUGUCAAUGCUAAGGACAAUGAUGGUUGGUCUGCAUUGAUGCAUGCUUGUGAGUCUGGCUCGCUGAAAUGUACUCAGUGGUUAACAGAGCAUGGAGCAGAUGUCAAUGCUAAGGACAAUGAUGGUUGGUCUGCAUUGAUGCAUGCUUGUGAGUCUGGCUCGCUGAAAUGUACUCAGUGGUUAGCAGAGCAUGGAGCAGAUGUCAAUGUCAAACACAAAGAUGGCAAAACUGAACUAAUGAUUGCUAUUGUGAAGAAGAGGUCUCUGGAAUGGAUAAAUAUGUUUACAGACCAUGGUGCAGAUGUCAAUACCAGAAGCACUGAUGGUAAAACUGCAUUAAUGAGCGCUUGUGAGUCUGGCUCUCUGGAAUAUACACAGUGUUUAACAGAGCAUGGAGCAGAUGUCAAUGUCAAACACAAAGAUGGCAAAACUGAACUGAUGAUUGCCAUUGAGAAGAAGAGGUCUCUGGAAUGGAUAAAGAUGUUAACAGACCAUGGUGCAGAUGUCAAUGCUAAGGACAAUAAUGGUUGGACUGCAUUGAUGUAUGCUUGUAAGUCUGGCUCUCUGGAAUGUACAAAGUGGUUAGCAGAGCAUGGUGCAGAUGUCAAUGUCAAACACAAAGAUGGCAAAACUGAACUAAUGAUUGCUAUUCAGAAGAAGAGGUCUCUGGAAUGGAUAAAGAUGUUCACAAACCAAGGUGCAGAUGUCAAUGCUGCAACUGAUUCAGGCAGUACAGCACUCACAUACAUUAAAAGAUUCACCCCUUAUUGUAGGGAACAAUACAGCCUUCUGACCAGAUUAGGUGCUAAAGAUGAUGACUACAAACAUCUCAUGUCACUUAACAGCAAUGCAACUGAUGCUCAACAACAUGCAGCUGAAACAAAACUAAAUGCAAGUAAAGCUAAAUGGAAUCUGAGUUUAAAGUGUCAGACAAGGCGGUGUCUUUAUCAGACAAGCGUAUCGAAUAGUUUUUCGUACAAAAACACAAUUAAGAGGUUGAUUCAUGACAGGCAUAUACCCCAUGAAUUAGAGACAAUUCUGUUGUUUGAGAAUCCGGAUGACAAGUGUGAGAUAACAGCUAUACUACGAGAACUGCAUGCCAGCCAUGAGGUUGAGAGAGCACUGAUCAAAUACAGAACAGAACAAAUGAGCUCAGAAAAUUUAGCAUUGAGGGAACCAUUUGAGAAACUUGAACCACAUCAUCGGAAACUACUAAAAUGGUAA
Owenia fusiformis is the source of this 3795-nucleotide messenger RNA. NCBI's taxonomy places the organism in Eukaryota, Metazoa, Annelida, Polychaeta, Sabellida, Oweniidae. The record is from the annotation of a GenBank genome assembly.